This is a messenger RNA of Gymnodraco acuticeps, 562 nucleotides long. Its product is annotated as fucolectin-like. NCBI's taxonomy places the organism in Eukaryota, Metazoa, Chordata, Actinopteri, Perciformes, Bathydraconidae. The record is from RefSeq and is a predicted model, not a curated record.
AUGUAACCUGGCCAUUCAAGGAAAAGCCGCACAGUCAUCAGUGCAUGGGAAUGCCGAUGCAUAUAAGGCCAUUGAUGGGAAUCGGGCCUGCAAGUGGACUGUGGGUUCCUGCAGUCACACAGACGAGGAAAUGAACCCCUGGUGGAGGCUGGCUCUGCCCAAAACACACAAAGUGUUUUCUGUUAAGAUAACCAACCGAGAUACAUACCACGAACGACUCGAUAGAGCCGAGAUCCGCAUUGGAGAUUCUCUUGGAAACAAUGGUGCUGAAAAUCCCAGGUUUGCUGUAAUCACCAGCAUCCCGGCAGGUGAAACUGUUGAGUUCCAGGUUCCCAACGGGAUGGACGGCCGCUAUGUUUACAUAGGUGUCCCUGGAAGAAAGGAGCAACUGACCCUCUGUGAGGUGGAGGUGUUUGGCUCUGCGCUGGACGGUUCCUACAGUCACUAAUUCAAUGUAAUAGAUUGGUAAAGAUGCUGUAAUGUGUACACAAAGCAUCUAAAAUAAAAUGUGCAUCUUAAAUAUCAUUGUUCGCAUGACGUCAAGAUUUACUGUUGGAGAUUG